Molecule: messenger RNA, 1104 nt
Organism: Drosophila novamexicana
Lineage: Eukaryota; Metazoa; Arthropoda; Insecta; Diptera; Drosophilidae
Product: cysteine and histidine-rich protein 1-like
Exons: 1
Coding region: 1-1104 (367 amino acids)
Cellular component (GO): nucleus
Molecular function (GO): zinc ion binding
Source: RefSeq, a predicted model, not a curated record
AUGUCCUUUGAGAACGUGCCAACCCCCGAAGAUGCUGAAGAACCGGAAGAGAACGAUCGCGUAUUCCCAGAAACAGACCCUGCCGAAACACCAUUAAGACACAUACCCGGAAUCAAUAUCGAUAGCGAUGACGAGCUGGCCAAUGUGCCCGCUUGGAGUGGAUUAAAUGUGAGUGGCAAUGCGGAUGAAUUGGAAGCCCUACGUUGCAUUGUGUGCAAGACGAUGCCGUUCACGACGCUCUAUCAGUGCCAGCACGAGCAUCCUAUCUGCGCCGGUUGUUAUCAGAUGCGCGUGCUGGACAAGAUGCUCGGCGCCCAGCUGGGCACCUGUCCGCAGUGCGGCGUUCGCAUCUAUCGGCAUGAGCCGUACCGCAACCUCGCGGGCGAGCACACGCUCGCCCAGCUGAUGGUGGCCUGUGAGGAUUGUGGCGUCCACUUGCAGCGCAGCUUGCUACGCAAGCAUGGACUGGAGGAUUGCCCCCGGCGGCUGGUGCCGUGCAAGUACAGGCGCAUUGGCUGCAACUGGAAGGGCAUGCUGGGCGAAGCUGUGGCGACACAUGAGGAGAGCUGCGAGUACCAUGGCAAGCAGGGUCUGCAGCUGCUGGACGAGCUGCAGCAGCGCCAGGAGCAGCGCGACGCCAAGCAGUGUCUUUUGGGCAAGAUAAUGAAGCUGCUGCAGCUGCCACACAUCACAGUGCGCCUGCUGCAGUUGUUGCCGCAACUGGAGGGCUUUCCGCGCAACAACUUUAAGACUUGCGCCAUGUUCGAGGCAUUCAGCCAGCGCUGGUCCGUGCAGCUCAAAUGGCAGACACCGACCGAUGUCGAGGAACCAGCUGACCAGGCUAACUGUCCCUGCAGUUUGCUCUUUCAGCUGUGCCUCGAGUCGCCCGACGGUUGCCGCGGUCCGCUCGGACUUACCUACACAUUGGUCAGUGGCACCCACUCGGAUGUGCGAUUCCAGCCGAAUCUGUGCGAGAAGUGCGACUUCACACGGGAGAAUGUGCUCGGCCCGCUGACUCCACUCUAUCACAACUCUUGGCAGAGCUGCGCCAAGCUAUUAAACGAACGCGGUUUUUUCGGCCGUCUGCUUAUGGCUCGUAUAUAA